GGGCCGCGCUCGGGCGGCAGGCGCGCAGUCGGCGCGGCGGAUCGAGCAAUGCGCCCUCCGCGCCCAGCAGCCGGGCCCUGCCCGCGGGACGGUGCCGCUCGGGGACUAAAACUCUGUGGAUACAGUGCAGUGGCUCGGGGACUCUGGGUUUAGCAGGAAAAAUUAAAUAAACACAUCUGUUUCCACUACUAGGAGUAAAGACCAGAAAAGACAAAGCAGGAUGAAAAGAUGGCUGACUUCUUGUUACCACCGGGUACUAACAGCUUCCACCGGUUCACGCCUGAAUCCUUGGCUGCUAUUGAGAAACGAAUUGCUGAGAAGCUUGCAAGGAAUGCAAAGCAGGAAUACAGAGAGCAGCUGGGUGAAGACGAGAAACCUCAGCCUCAGUUUGAUUUGCAAGCUUGCAAGAAGCUGCCUGAUAUCUAUGGGACUGUUCCUCCAGAGCUCAUUGCAGAGCCUCUGGAGGACCUUGACCCUUUCUACAGUGAUCGUAAGACAUUUAUAGUACUGAACAAAGGGAAGACAAUCUUUCGAUUUAGUGCCACUCCUGCCUUGUAUAUACUUAGUCCUUUCCAUCCAAUCAGAAGAGCAGCAAUUAAAAUUUUGGUACAUUCAUUGUUCAGUAUGUUUAUUAUGUGCACUAUUUUAACUAAUUGUGUGUUCAUGGCACAGUCAGAGACUCCGUCCUGGAAUAAAUAUGUUGAGUACACUUUCACUGGUAUUUAUACUUUUGAGUCACUGAUAAAAAUAUUGGCAAGAGGAUUUUGCAUGACAGAAUUCACCUUCCUUCGAGAUCCGUGGAACUGGCUGGAUUUCAGUGUUAUUGUUAUGGCGUAUGUAGGAGAAUUUGUGAAAGUAGGCAGUGUUUCACCUCUUCGGACUUUCAGGGUAUUGAGAGCUUUAAAAACUAUUUCAGUAAUCCCAGGACUGAAGACCAUUGUAGGGGCACUUAUCCAGUCUGUUAAGAAACUUGCUGAUGUGAUGAUCCUGACCGUUUUCUGCUUGAGUGUCUUUGCCCUCAUAGGCCUUCAGCUCUUCAUGGGCAACUUGCGACACAAGUGUGUCAGGGACUACACCAAGUUUAACUCCACCAAUGGCACAUUGUACGUGGAUGGUCGGAUGUGGAACACCUCAGAGGAAUUUCUUAGUGAUCCGGUGAACUAUUUCAUAAAAAAUGGUACAGAAGAUGUGUUACUGUGCGGCAAUAGCACUGAUGCUGGCACAUGUCCUGAGGGAUAUAUAUGUCUGAAGGCUGGGGAAAAUCCUGACCAUGGUUACACAAGCUUUGAUACUUUUGGCUGGGCCUUUCUCUCUUUGUUCCGUCUUAUGACUCAAGAUUAUUGGGAGCGGCUUUAUCAACAGACUCUCAGAUCUGCUGGGAAGAUCUACAUGCUUUUUUUUAUGCUCGUCAUCUUUCUGGGCUCAUUUUAUCUGGUCAACCUAAUUUUGGCUGUUGUGGCCAUGGCAUAUGAAGAGCAGAACCAAGCCACUAUUGCUGAAACAGAGGAGAAGGAAAGGAAGUUUCGGGAAGCCAUGGAGAUGUUAAAGAAAGAGCAGGAGGCACUAGCUGCUAAAGGAAUUGAUUCAAUGUCACUUAGUUCAUUGGAAAUGUCACCUUUAGCAUCCAAAAAUGCAAAGGAUAGAAGAAAUAAACGAAAGAAAAAGAAAUCUUUGGGGACAGAAGAGUAUGGUGAAGACCAAAGGAAUCCUAAGUGUGACUACGAUGACGGUCAGAGGAGAAUGACUCUCCUUGGCAUUAGUUAUGGUCCCAAUGCAAACUUGGUGAAGCGCAGAACCAGCCACGGAAGCAUAUUCAGUUUCCGACUCCGUGGCAGAGACACUGGCUCCGAAACAGAUUUUGCCGAUGAUGAGAUCAGCACUGCUGGGGAAAAUGAAAGCCACCGGGGCUCUCUCUUAAUUCCAAGAUCUGGGAGGCGUCCAAGCAUGCAGAGUCAAGUGAGCCAUAGCUCUCACCCUGCUACUCCCAACUACACCCAGACGGGCAAAAGGAACAGCUCAGUGGAUUGCAAUGGUGUGGUUUCCCUGAUAGGAGGAGGCAUCGGGGCACUCAACCCAGACCCUGCUUCUCCUGCAGGGUUACUGCUCCCCCCAGUUAUUAUGGAAAAACGUGGGACAGGCGACCUGACCUCUCCUUCGGACGAGGCAAGCAAGAAACAGCUUCUAAUGCCCCACCGCCCAUCAGUGGACCACUCGGAUGAGCCCUUUCAGAGGCAGAGGGCAGUGAGUGCUGUCAGCAUCAUCACCAGUGCCCUGGAAGAGCUUGAGGAAUCACACCAGAAAUGUCCUCCCUGCUGGAACCACUUUGCUGUUAAAUUUCUCAUUUGGGAUUGUUGCCCGCUUUGGCUUUUAAUCAAGAAAUUUGUCAAGUUUGUGGUAAUGGACCCAUUUACCGACCUCACCAUCACCCUUUGCAUUGUGCUGAACACGCUUUUCAUGGCCUUGGAGCAUUAUAAGAUGACGAAGGAGUUUGACCACAUGCUUUACAUAGGCAAUUUGGUCUUCACUGGGAUUUUUACAGCAGAAAUGAUCUUCAAAGUAAUUGCCCUUGACCCCUACUACUAUUUUCAGCAGGGCUGGAAUAUUUUUGACAGCAUAAUUGUUAUUCUAAGCCUGAUGGAACUGGGUUUGUCCAGUAUGGGAAACCUGUCUGUUUUACGCUCCUUUCGAUUGCUGCGAGUCUUCAAGUUGGCAAAAUCCUGGCCGACCUUAAAUACACUCAUCAAAAUCAUUGGUAAUUCAGUGGGUGCCCUCGGUAACCUCACUCUCGUGCUGGCAAUCAUCGUCUUUAUUUUUGCUGUGGUAGGAAUGCAGCUUUUUGGGAAAAGCUACAUGGACAAUGUGAAGAAGAUAAGCACGACUGGCAAUUUGCCACGGUGGCAUAUGAAUGAUUUUUUCCACUCGUUCCUCAUCAUCUUCCGAAUUUUGUGUGGGGAGUGGAUUGAGACCAUGUGGGACUGCAUGGAAGUAGCUGGGCAGCCGCUGUGCCUUCUUGUCUUCUUGUUGGUCAUGGUGAUAGGAAACCUGGUGGUGCUCAACCUGUUUCUUGCCUUGCUGCUAAGCUCUUUCAGUGCUGACAACCUCUCGGCACCAGAUGAGGAUGGGGAGUUGAACAACCUGCAGCUUGCUUUUGCUCGGAUCAACAGGGGUCUUCAGUAUGUGAAACACACGACACGGGAUUUUUGCUGCAAUGUCCUCCGGCACCCCAAGACAACAGCUGAAAAGAAGGCAAUGAUGAUGCUUGCUGCCCAGAAUACAGGUGCCCUUAACAAUUGUGUCAACAGUCACACAACUGCUGAGCUUGGCAAAGACAUGGAGAAUCACAAAGAGAACCACGCUGAGGAUGGAAUGAAUAAAAAUGGGGAGAAGCAUCUAGGAAUUACAGACAAUGAUGAUUUUAUGACCAAUCCUGACCUGUCCAUUUGUGUUCCUAUUGCUCUGGGAGAGUCGGACAUUGAGGAGGAAGACGAGGAGCAGAGCACCUUUACGGAAAUGGAGCAGGAUUAUUUCCAGCAGGAAAAACAGCUACAGCUGAGGGGGCAACGAUGCCAAAGCCCAGGCGUCCGGAGUCAGAAUUCUGAGAUUUGUGAAGAGUUAAGUGAGUUGCACGUGGAUAAGCAGUUGAAGGCUGAGCCACCACCUCCAGUAGGGCAAAAAGAGCUUGAUGAAAUCAGUCUUUCUGAAGGCAGCACAGUGGAUUUGACAAAUCCUGCAGAACUGCUGGAGCAGAUCCCUGAGUUUGCUGAAGAGCUGAUGGAGCCUGAAGAUUGCUUCCCCGAAGUUUGUGUACGAUUCUUCCCAUGCUGCUCAGUGGACAUCACAAAAUUUCCAGGCAAAAUUUGGUGGAGGCUGAGGAAAACCUGCUACAGAAUUGUCGAACACAACUGGUUUGAAACUUUCAUCAUAUUCAUGAUCCUGCUGAGCAGUGGAGCCCUGGCUUUUGAAGAUAUUUACCUUGAAGAUCGAAAAAACAUAAAAACUAUGCUGGAAUAUGCUGACAAAAUAUUCACUUACAUCUUUGUAUUGGAAAUGCUCCUGAAAUGGGUGGCUUAUGGCUUCAAGAAGUAUUUCACCAAUGCCUGGUGCUGGCUUGACUUCCUUAUUGUAGAUGUGUCUUUAAUAAGCCUCAUCGCCAAUACACUUGGAUACUCUGAGAUGGGUCCCAUUAAAUCCCUCAGGACUCUCCGAGCUCUUCGGCCAUUAAGAGCGUUGUCACGAUUUGAAGGGAUGAGGGUGGUGGUCAAUGCACUUGUGGGAGCCAUCCCUUCCAUCAUGAAUGUUCUGCUCGUCUGCCUCAUCUUCUGGCUCAUCUUCAGCAUCAUGGGAGUGAACCUUUUUGCUGGAAAGUUUGGGAAGUGCAUUAAUAAGACAGAAGGAGAUAUGCCUUUAGACUCUAAAAUUAUUAACAACAUGAGUGACUGUAUACUCUAUAAUGUGUCAGGCACAUUUUACUGGACAAAAGUUAAAGUUAACUUUGAUAAUGUUGGUGCUGGGUACCUGGCUCUGCUACAAGUGGCCACAUUUAAAGGUUGGAUGGAUAUCAUGUAUGCAGCAGUGGAUUCACGAGAGUGUGAGGAGCAGCCUGAAUGGGAAUGUAAUUUAUACAUGUACCUCUACUUUGUGAUUUUCAUCAUCUUCGGGUCUUUCUUCACAUUGAACCUCUUCAUUGGUGUUAUCAUUGACAAUUUUAACCAACAAAAGAAAAAGAUAAGCGGCCAGGACAUCUUUAUGACAGAAGAACAGAAAAAGUAUUAUAAUGCAAUGAAAAAGCUGGGAUCUAAGAAACCUCAAAAGCCAAUCCCAAGGCCACUGAACAAAUACCAAGGUUUUAUUUUUGAUGUCGUCUCAAAACAAGCCUUUGAUGUCUCCAUCAUGAUUCUCAUCUGCCUUAACAUGGUUACCAUGAUGGUGGAAACGGAUGACCAAAGUCAAGAAAAAGUUAACAUCCUUCAUAAAAUAAACAUGCUUUUUGUUGCCAUCUUCACUGGGGAGUGCAUCAUCAAGAUGUUGGCCCUGCGACACUACUACUUCACCAAUGGCUGGAACAUAUUUGACUUUGUUGUUGUGAUUCUGUCUAUUGUAGGCACUGUACUUUCUGAUAUCAUCCAGAAAUAUUUCUUCUCUCCCACACUCUUCAGAGUCAUUCGCUUGGCUCGGAUUGGCCGGAUCCUAAGACUCAUCCGGGGAGCCAAAGGAAUUCGAACUCUCCUGUUUGCCUUAAUGAUGUCCCUACCUGCUCUGUUCAACAUUGGCCUCUUGCUUUUUCUGGUCAUGUUCAUUUAUGCCAUUUUUGGCAUGGCUAACUUUGCCUAUGUUAAGAAGGAGCAUGGGAUUGAUGACAUGUUCAACUUUCAAACCUUUGCUAACAGCAUGCUCUGUCUCUUCCAAAUUACAACAUCAGCUGGCUGGGAUGGUCUUCUCAACCCUAUUUUAAACACUGGACCACCACAUUGCGACCCAAACCUUCCAAAUGCAAACGGUUCAAAGGGAGACUGUGGAAGCCCUGCCGUAGGGAUUUUAUUCUUUGUUACCUAUAUCAUUAUAUCAUUUCUCAUUGUUGUAAACAUGUAUAUAGCCAUUAUUCUAGAGAACUUCAGUGUAGCCACUGAGGAAAGUACAGAGCCUCUAAGCGAGGAUGAUUUUGAUAUGUUCUAUGAAAUCUGGGAGAAGUUUGACCCUGAAGCCACUCAGUUUAUUGAGUAUUCUGCACUUUCAGACUUCGCAGAUGCGCUGUCAGAACCUUUGCGCAUAGCAAAACCAAACAAAAUCAAACUCAUAGCAAUGGACCUGCCCAUGGUCAGUGGAGAUAGGAUCCAUUGCUUGGAUAUUUUGUUUGCUUUUACAAAAAGGGUGCUAGGAGAAUCUGGAGAGAUGGAUGCCCUUAAAAUACAGAUGGAAGAAAAGUUCAUGGCAGCAAAUCCAUCUAAGAUCUCUUAUGAACCCAUUACAACAACUCUCAGACGGAAACAAGAAGAGGUCUCCGCCAUUGUCAUCCAGCGGGCCUACAGGAAACAUUUGUUUCGGCGCUCCAUGAAGCAGGCGUCUUACUUGUACCGGCACAGAACUUUUGACGGCAGCAUCCUCGAGGACGAUGCACCUGAGAAGGAGGGUCUAAUUGCAUACAUGAUGAAUGAAAACUACGGCAGGCCAAUAGACAAAUCAGAAACUCUGUCCUCCACAUCUUUCCCUCCAUCCUAUGACAGUGUCACCAGAGGUACAAGUGAUAAUCUCCAGCUAAAGAUGACGGACUCCAGCAAAAGCGAUGAGGCUAUAGAUUGUCUUCUCUCGCCAGACAAGGAUAAAGAAUCAAUUGUUUAAAUGUUUGUUUAGAAUGCUUUAAAAUAUUGUUUACAGAAUGUAACGCUGUAACUACACAACGAUUGAAGCAGCCUUCUUAUUAAAAAUUAGUUGCAAAAGAAACAAUGGAGUUUUUACCCUUAACUACAGGAAUCUAAUAAGUCAUAUAACCUUUGACCCUGCUCUUUUUGAGUUGGCUCAAUAUUUAUAUUUAUAUAUGCACAGGAAGAAUAUUUGCAGGGUCAUAGCUGUUAUAUCAAUGGUGUGAAUAAGAAUAUGCUAGACUAUAAAACAGUAAACACAGUGUAUAUCCACAGAUAAAGCCUGGCUGUAUACAUUCAUUUAAGGUCUUACUCAUAUUAGUGUGUUUACUUAUGGCAAUGUAUGACCUUGCAUUCUAAAAAGAAAAAAAAAAAUAUCACAGCUGCUGUAGCAAAAUGUAACACUUACUGUAUAUGUUGUGAAUGGUCUUUCAUAAAUUUAUUAUAUUUGAUAUUUUUUUACUUAAAAGACUAAAGUCUCUUUUUCCAUGGAGAUUAAUGAUCCUUAUAAUCUCUUCUUCAUGAUGAACUCUGAGUCAAGGUAUAAUAGGAAAUUGUGUGAUCCCCAUCACUUGAAGAGGAAAGUUUUUGCAAAAUAAAACUAUCGAAUUAGCAACAUUUUAACUGUUUAUUACACUAAGCCCUCCCUCCUGGGACUUGCAACUGCUCCUCAGCAGAAACACAAAAAAUGGAGAAGGAAAUGAUGUCAAAAUAAUUAAAGAAAUGGCUUGUUCUAUCCUACAGGAAACUAGACAGUAAUGGAUUAUGUUUGUAAAACUGUUAAUAAAAGCACUAAUUUUUUUA
Messenger RNA from Neopsephotus bourkii (Bourke's parrot), 7160 nucleotides. Its product is annotated as sodium channel protein type 5 subunit alpha-like. The transcript is spliced from 28 exons. The record is from RefSeq and is a predicted model, not a curated record. Bases 229 to 6336 code for a protein of 2035 amino acids. Gene Ontology annotation, biological process: sodium ion transmembrane transport; membrane depolarization during action potential; neuronal action potential. Gene Ontology annotation, cellular component: plasma membrane; voltage-gated sodium channel complex; axon. Gene Ontology annotation, molecular function: voltage-gated sodium channel activity; protein binding. Lineage: Eukaryota; Metazoa; Chordata; Aves; Psittaciformes; Psittacidae.